Molecule: messenger RNA, 885 nt
Organism: Zygotorulaspora mrakii
Lineage: Eukaryota; Fungi; Ascomycota; Saccharomycetes; Saccharomycetales; Saccharomycetaceae
Gene: TDA10
Product: putative ATP-dependent kinase
Exons: 1
Coding region: 1-885 (294 amino acids)
Cellular component (GO): cytoplasm
Source: RefSeq, a predicted model, not a curated record
AUGUUAGGAAAAGGUAGUUCAAUUUUGGAGAACAGUAUUACUUUUCUGGAAGAGUACGUACCAGCAUGGUUCGAGAAACGUGAAUUGAAAGAAGAUAGUUCGCCGCUGUUUAUAUUCAUAUCAGGUCCACAGGGAUCUGGAAAAUCCUAUACAACGACUUUUUUGCACAAGCAUUUGGUGCAAAAGUAUGGCGCAGAAAGAAGAAUUGCAAGCAUGUCAAUUGACGAUUUCUACCUAUCCCAUGACGAUCAAAUAACGCUCGGUAAGAGAUUUUCUAGUAACAAAUUGCUUCAAGGAAGAGGUCUGCCCGGGACGCAUGAUAUUCCACUACUUUCACGUUGUUUGGAAGCGAUUUGGAAGGGGGAUGAAUCAAAGGUAUCCUUACCGCAGUACGAUAAAUCGAAGUUCAAUGGCGAAGGAGACAGAAGCAAGGAGGUUACAGUUGUAGAUCUUCCAUUAGAUAUUGUGAUUAUAGAGGGAUGGUUUCUUGGAUUCAAGCCUGUGUCAGAAAUUCCCGAAAGCUCUCCAUCGGAAUUUUUUCAAGGAACUCCAGAUAUGAAACAAAUCGACGCAAAUCUGCAACUCUACGCUCCAUUAUUGUGGUCUAAUCCUCAAAUAUGCUCGUUAGGCAUAGUAUUCGAGGCGGAUGAAAUCGAGAAUGUUUAUAAAUGGAGACAGCAACAGGAGUGGGCCCUCAAACUUAAAGAUGAUCAGGGAAUGGACGACGAGGGCGUGAAAACCUUUGUUGACAGAUAUCUCCCGGCAUACCGACUAUAUUACGAAAAUAUGGUUCGUGCAGAAGAUUUGGGCUCCAUGGCGACGCUAACUUUAGGAAUUGACCUGGAAAGGAAUGUGAUUUCGUGUAAGAGUAGAUGCGUUGAAUAA